AUGGAGUGCACAUACGUUGGGCAUUCAGCAAAAUGCCACCGAGCAGUCAACCAAAACGCCCCGCAUCUGCACACCUCGCCUCUGCACCGAGCAGUCCUCAGGCCGCAUCUGCGCGCGCUCCUCAGGCCGCCCCCGCCCCGCCGCCGGCAGGCCCCGCCGCCCGCAGGCCCCGUCGCCCCACCGCCCGGAGGCCCCGUCGCCCCGCUCGUCAGGCCGGCCCCGCCCCGCCCAGCCGCCGACCGGCCCCGCCCCGCCCCGCCACCGGCAGGCCCCGUCGCCCCGCUCCUCAGGCCGGCGUCCGCCCCGCUCCUCAGGCCGGCGUCCGCCCCGCUCCUCAGGCCGGCCCCGCCCCGCCCCGCCGCCGGCCGGCCCCGCCCCACCGCCGUACGGCCCCGCCCCGCCGCCGGCCAGCCCCACCCCGCCCCGCCCCGCCUCCGGCCGGCCAGGCCCCGCCCCGCCCACGCUGCAGUCUGCCCCACCCCGCUAUGGAUGGAUGAAUUUGCUGCUUAUACAAUUUGGGAUAGUGCUGUCAAUGUUGUCAAUAUGGAGAAAGUUAAAGAGCCCAAAGAAAAUUGGGAUAGUGCUGCUCAUACAAUUUAUAUGACUGCUUGCGUAGAGGAGGUUCGAGGAAAUAAUCGCAGCGGCAGCUUUUUGUCGGACAUAGGACAAGCUAAUUUGCAUAAAAAGUUCAAUGAACGCUCCGGAAGAAACUAUUCAACCCGGCAAAUCAAAAAUAGGUGGAGUGUGUGUAGGAGCGACUACAAUACAUGGAAGACAUUGAUCCAGCAAGCAUCUGGCCUAGGAAGAGAUGAGCAUACGAAGACUAUUGCUGCUACAAAUGAGUGGUGGGCAUUGGAGAUAAAGGCACAUCCAGAAGCUGCCAAGUUCCGGUAUGCUCCACUAGCGGAGGAGGAAAAAAUGUCAGAGGUUUUCGAUAAUUGUUGUGUCACAAAUGAGCAUGCGAGGGUGCCAACUCCCUCUUAUCAAGGUGAUCCCUCCCGAAUUAUUUUGGAGGAUGACUCAGGGAGUGAAAGUCAGGAUUGCCAAGUUACCCCUAUUCAAAAUCGAGGAAAGAGUGGGAAGAAGAGGGCGUCUCCUUACUCGCCAAGUCCAAAGAUGAAUGAUAAGUGGGCAGGUGAGAAUGCUAAAAAUGAGGCUUUUGUACGCAUGGUGGAUCUCUUUAGUGCAAGAGACAAGAGGGAUCCGGAGGAGAGUGUGGAUCAAACAAGACAAGAGAUUCAACACAUGAUGGCCAUGGUGGAAGCGGAUGGUGCAAAACCAGGAAGUGAUGAGCAUUUCUAUGCUACCUUUCUUUUCAUGGAAAAGAAAUAUCGCGAUGUUUUCUCCUCUUUCACGGCUCAUGAACCUAUUGCGAGGCUUGGAUGGAUAAACAGGAUGUGGCAGCUUAACAACAAGUAG
Molecule: messenger RNA, 1419 nt
Organism: Hordeum vulgare subsp. vulgare (domesticated barley)
Lineage: Eukaryota; Viridiplantae; Streptophyta; Magnoliopsida; Poales; Poaceae
Exons: 7
Coding region: 1-1419 (472 amino acids)
Source: RefSeq, a predicted model, not a curated record